Molecule: messenger RNA, 1302 nt
Organism: Paramecium tetraurelia
Lineage: Eukaryota; Ciliophora; Oligohymenophorea; Peniculida; Parameciidae
Exons: 11
Molecular function (GO): protein binding
Source: RefSeq, a predicted model, not a curated record
AUGGCUUGCUUAAUUACAUAAAAUGAGGAAAUAAAGCUUGCGUUAUUGAAUAUAGUUUGUGAAUACAAACAAUUUUCAACUCAAAUGAUAAACAGGCAACAUGAAGAAGUAAAAAAAGCUGAAACAAUUUUAAGAAAUAACAGAAUAAAAUGGUUAAGAAGAAAUAUGCCAGAAAUUAAAAAUUAAUACAUUGCUAAUUAAACUCAAAAAGGUGUAUUAAUUUCUGAGAAUUCCAAUCGCCAAAAUGAGCCCCUAUAAAAGCAGAAUACUUGCACUGAUUAAACAACCGGAAACGGCGAUGAUAAUGAUCAAAUUUAUGGAACCUUUUUAUAAGAAAUAGAAAAUUUCCUAAAAGCCAACCAUUUUAGUUUGAUCCCAACGUAAGAAAAAAUGAAUUUCAAUAAAAGAGAGGCUUUACAUUUAAUCGAAUAGAAUCGAUUAGAGGAAGCUUUGGUUGUGAUUGACGAGGCAAUUAAGAAAGACUCUAGUAAUCCAAGAAAUUAUGAAUUAAAAUCAAAUGUAUUACUAUUUAUGAACCGGCUUACAGAGUCACUAGAAUUUGCAGAAAAAGCAAUAAAAAAUGAUAUCUAAAAUGCUAAAAAUUAUGCAAGAAAAGCUUACAUAUUACUAUAGCUCAAAAGAGGUUUAGAUGCUUUAGAGUAUUUCAAUAUAGCUAUUUAAAAAGACCCUGAUGAAUAUGAAUUCGAAGUUGGAAAAGCAAAUGCUUUAUUACAUUUGAAUAAAUUUGAUGAAUGUUAAGCUAGUUAUGAUGUUGCCAUAUAAAAGAGCAACAAUAAACCAGAAAUAUAUUCAGAAAAGGCUAAUGCAUUAAGAAUACAAAAAAAACACAAAGAUGCUUUGAUUUCAUAUGGUAAGGCUAUUGAGCUGGAUUCUUAAUAACCUAGUUUUCAUUCAGGAAAAGCUCAUACCUUACAAGAAAUGAAUCGGUUUGAAGAAGCCUUAUUAGAAUGGUAAAAAGCAAUUGAUUUAGAGCCUUCUAAUUCUAAUUAUUAUUCUGGAAGAGCAUACACUUUAAGAUAGUUGAAUCGAAAUGAAGAAGCCGUAAUAUCUUACGAUUUAGCUAUUCAAAGGAAUCCUUAAAACUAUGAGCAUCACUCAGGAAAAGGUUAAAUUAAUAAUUUUGAAAUUAAGCCUAUUCGCUAAGAUAAUUGCAAAGAAACAUAGAAGCCAUAGAUUCUUUCGAUUCUGCAAUAAGCCUCUAUGCUGAUGAUGCAUAUAUCUAUGCAUAAAAAGGUUGAGCAAUCAUAAACUGAAAAUUAGGCCUCGCCUUAAGAGAGAUGA